Racocetra fulgida is the source of this 456-nucleotide messenger RNA. Lineage: Eukaryota; Fungi; Glomeromycota; Glomeromycetes; Diversisporales; Gigasporaceae. The record is from the annotation of a GenBank genome assembly.
AACAAAGUUCAAGAGGAGGCCCAAGUUCAAGAAGCCGGCCCAGGCCCGAAUGAUAUAAUAUUUGUAAAAAAAAGUUAUGACCCGGCCAGAUCGCAUAAAAAUCUCAAAAAUAUGUCUGUAUGGGAAGGAAAGAUUCCAGCAGGCAAUAAUCCAGCAUAUGCUUUUAAUAAACAGCAAGACAAUCAAACAGCAUAUGCUGACACCCCAUAUAUGCCCCAACUCAUGGCCUCAACACGCAAAGCAAUUACUAAUAUUCUCAAAGAAGAGCUCUACAAAAAGAAUCAAAUAAAAACAUCAUUAGUUAUAGAAAGCAUAUAUGCAAAAUAUAAAUAUAAAGGAGAAGGUGAUGCUAUGAACAAAGCGAAUUAUGAACUUAGUCAGACCCAUUCCUAUCAUAGAGGAAAACAACAUAUUCUUCUUUCAGAAAAUGAUAUAGACCCAUAUUUAAUUCAAUCU